Molecule: messenger RNA, 273 nt
Organism: Cylicostephanus goldi
Lineage: Eukaryota; Metazoa; Nematoda; Chromadorea; Rhabditida; Strongylidae
Source: the annotation of a GenBank genome assembly
AUGGUACUUUCACCUUAUGUAUUAUCACCAAUCGUACUUUCACCUUCUGUGAUGAUUGCGCAAGUGCUAACGCCAUACGUCCUAUCACCAAAUGUGCUGACUCCUUAUGUGAUGUCACCGUUGAUUCUAUCUCCAUAUGUUCUCUCACCUGAUAUAUUGUCACCUACUCUGCUGAGCGGGUCAAUCUUAUCACCAUCAGUGUUGUCUCCAGCAGUGCUAAGCAACGCCACUUUGGGAGUGGAUUUUUUGUCGCCAACUUUUUUGUCAAGAUAG